ACUUUAAUAGCCUUCAGUUCCUUCAACCAUCCACAUUCACAUCUGCACACACAUACAAAACACUCCCCUGCUUGGGCUGUUUUGGUCAGCAUGAGUUAUCCAUUGGUGAUUUUGCUCUGUGUGGGACUAUUGCACCAGACUGCGAGGGCCGUCAUUAUGGAUAAAUUAGCAGACAACAAGAUUUGUGGAGAAGCAGAAUGCUCAUAUGUUCUCUCCAUGGCCACAGCCCUGGAUGACUUCAUAGCUCCUGACUGCAGAUUCAUCAACAUCAAGAAGGGUCAGAUGGUGUAUGUGUAUUCUAAACUCGUGCCAGAGGAGGGCGCCGGAGUCUUCUGGUCUGGAAGUGUUUACGGUGAGCGUUACGUGGACCAGAUGGGCAUCAUCGGAUACUUCCCUGCAACCGUGGUGAAGGAGACACACAAGUUUACAGAGGUCACAGUUAAGAUCCCCACAACCGGCAUGGACUUUUACUGUGUUUGAUACUUGACAGAUUGAAACGUAGACUGCACACACCGGAAAGACAGAGAGCUCUUCUCGUCAGUGUGCCAUUACAUUCUGUGGUGUUGGCUGUCUCCAGCUGGAGUGAAAACCUGGACACUUUCCACACCUCAUUGUCCACAGCCUGACCCCUGCUGUUCAGUGAGCUCCUCUGUCUCUCAUUGCUUUGUCUUUUCAGGAGACCUUUCUAAAUAAACCUCCUUUUCAUCCGU
This is a messenger RNA of Pleuronectes platessa (European plaice), 710 nucleotides long. RefSeq names its product otoraplin. Gene Ontology annotation, biological process: cartilage condensation. The coding region runs from base 91 to 480 and encodes 129 amino acids. Gene Ontology annotation, molecular function: protein binding. The record is from RefSeq and is a predicted model, not a curated record. NCBI's taxonomy places the organism in Eukaryota, Metazoa, Chordata, Actinopteri, Pleuronectiformes, Pleuronectidae. The transcript has 4 exons.